Spea bombifrons (plains spadefoot toad) is the source of this 1083-nucleotide messenger RNA. RefSeq names its product annexin A3 (gene ANXA3). The record is from RefSeq and is a predicted model, not a curated record. Bases 96 to 1067 code for a protein of 323 amino acids. The transcript is spliced from 13 exons. Gene Ontology annotation, molecular function: calcium-dependent phospholipid binding; phospholipase inhibitor activity; calcium ion binding. Gene Ontology annotation, cellular component: cytoplasm. Lineage: Eukaryota; Metazoa; Chordata; Amphibia; Anura; Pelobatidae.
UCUGACUCUGCUGUCUGCGGGAGGAAGCUGAAGGAGGCUGGGUGUCUGGAACAUACUGUGCUCAGGGCUCACAGCUUGAUUCAUUUGAAACCAGCAUGGCAUCUGCAUGGGUUGGCGUUAAAGGAACUGUUAAAGAUGCUCCUGGCUUCAAUGCAGGCAAAGAUGCAGAUUCUGUCCGAAAAGCAAUCAAAGGACUUGGAACUGAUGAGGAUUCAUUAAUCAACAUUCUGACCCAGAGGUCAAAUGCACAGAGGCAGCUCAUUGCCAAGGAAUAUCAGGCUGCCUGUGGGAAGGAGCUUAAAGAUGACUUGAAAGGUGACCUUUCUGGUAACCUUGAACAUCUCAUGGUGUCCCUCAUUCUGUCUCCAGCUUUAUUUGAUGCAAAACAAAUAAAAAAGUCAAUGAAAGGCACGGGGACAACUGAAAGCAUAUUAAUAGAAAUUUUAGCUUCAAGGACCAGUAAACAAAUGAAAGAUGUUGGAGAUGCUUAUUAUACAGCGUAUGGUAAAAGCCUUGGGGAUGAAAUUAGUUCUGAGACAUCGGGUGAUUUCAGGAAAGCCCUGCUGUUCUUAGCCAAUGCCAGACGUGACGAAAGUUCAAAAGUGGAUGAACAUCUUGCUAAAAAAGAUGCAGAGGUCCUAUACAAUGCAGGGGAGAAAAAAUGGGGAACAGAUGAAGAUAAAUUUAUUGAAGUUCUCUGUUUGAGAAGCUUUCCCCAACUCAGACUAACAUUUGAAGAGUACAAGAAAGUCAGCAAUAAAACUAUUGAAGAGAGCAUUGCUGGUGAAAUCUCUGGCCAUCUUGAAGAUUUACUUCUUGCCAUAGUGAAAUGUGCAAGGAACACUCCAGCUUUUUUUGCUGAAAGGUUACACAAAUCACUCAAGGGUGCCGGGACAGAUGAGUUCACCCUGACAAGAAUAAUGGUUUCUAGAUCUGAAGCUGAUCUUCUGGAUAUACGUUCUGAAUACAAGAAGCUGGCUGGGUACUCUCUGCAUUCCGCAAUCAAGUCUGAUACGUCUGGGGAUUAUGGGGCAGCACUCCUGAAACUUUGCGGAGGUGACGACUAAAUGAAAAAGGAAAGAA